This is a messenger RNA of Papaver somniferum (opium poppy), 4610 nucleotides long. RefSeq lists its product as uncharacterized. The transcript is spliced from 5 exons. NCBI's taxonomy places the organism in Eukaryota, Viridiplantae, Streptophyta, Magnoliopsida, Ranunculales, Papaveraceae. The record is from RefSeq and is a predicted model, not a curated record. The coding region runs from base 398 to 4474 and encodes 1358 amino acids.
UUAUUUUCUUUUUGGUAGUUUUCCUCCCCUCUCUCUGUCUCUCUCUAUAAUCAGUUUUCCAGAUUCUUUUAUUUAAUUCAUUUCUAUAUACCAAUUCGGUAAUCUUCGUAUUUUCAUCUUCAAUCUCACUUUCCCUCCUCCCUUGUUUUCCUUGAACAGCCCUGUUCAUUUCAGAUCUAAAUAUUCACCCCAAAUACCAUUUUAUUAAAGAUCCAGGAACGAGGUCUGUACUUUUGCUCCGGCCAUUAUUCCGUCAACUUGCCGGUGAUAUUGUCGGUGUACUGUUUGACUUUGAUUUAUUUGCAGAUUGCAAAGUUAAGUCAAUCUAGGGUUUUAUUAAAUCUGAGAAAACGCAUUCAAGUAUAGGGUUUCAAUUGAUUUGGGUUAAAUUGCUAUCAUGCCGCGAAGUUCACGACACAAACAACAUAAACAAUCGAAACAUAGUUCAAAGGAUGUUAGAGAAAGGUCUGAUUCUGAAGAAGAUGUGACCUUAAAAAGUAGGAAUGGUGGGGACGAUAAUAUGGUUAGGGUUUCUAGGGAUAUGGCCUCAGGAGAAAAACGAAGACAUUCCCAAGAUGGUAAUGUUGAUUUUUCUGAAGAUUAUGUUGCUUCAAAGAGACGAAAGGAAGGGGUUGAUUUGACUGAUAAUAGUGAUCGGUGGAAGGGUGUUGAAGAAGAUAGACGGAAGAAAGAGAAAAUUGAUCCAGAAACAUUUACGAAAAUUAAGGCCUUAGUAGAUUCAAGUAGUCACAAGUCCAGUAGGAGAAAUGAGAGUUUGAAGAAAGAGAACAAUGCAGUAAUUGAGAGUGAUGAAGUUCAGAAAAUUGGAUGUAUUAAAACUGAAAUCAAGUAUAAGUCGGAAAAGGAUUCACGUAGGAAAGAAGUUUACGAGUAUAAAGACGGAAAAGAAAGAGGGGCAGAUAGGGAAAGGAAAGUUAGAGACUCGAAGAAGGAAAUUUUAAUUGAUGCUGUACCAGGAAGAGGCAGUGAGGACGGUGAAUCGGGAAGGAAACGUGGAUCUCAGUCACUGCAUGUUGAAGAAGUACGAUCGAGAAAGCGAGAGGUAGAAACCGAUGACUGGCAAGUACAAGAUGAUGUACGCAAUCCUGACUUAGAAAAGGAAUAUGAGAAGCGGGUUAGGAGACGGAAAGAUGGCUCUGUCGACAAGGAUAAAUAUCAAGAUGAUAUAAGUGAGUGUAACAAUAGAUAUUUUUCCUCAAAGGAUGAUCGCAGUAAGAGUGGGCAGGAUAAAGACGAAAGGUCUGGCAGGGAUAAGUCCAAAGAUGAUCGAUAUGGAGAUAAGUAUCGAGAAGAUGUUAACCGGGACCACAGACGAGAUGAUAAAUACAGAGAUGACCUCUCCUCAAGGGAUCACAGUGACAGAUAUGACACUAGACAUUUCAGGGACGACAGUAAGACUGAAGAAAAUCGAAUCAAAAGGUCUAGGCCACAUGACCCUGAACCUGAUGGAAGCUCGCAUCACGAUGAAGUAGGCAUCAAAUAUGAAGAUGUCAAGGAGAAGAAAAGAAUCAUGAAGGAAAACGAGGGUCACCAUGGCAUCAAAUCUCCAAACUCUGUGGAGCGUCGUGCAGACAUGGAGAAAAAACCUUCGAGUGGUAGCAGAUUAUCAUCUGUUGCUGAGAGAGGAAGGUCUCAAUCACGUCAUCUUGAUGUAGAUUUUAAUGUUAGCACUAGUAAAUGGAAUACAUCCCCCAGUUCUAAUGUUCAUGCUGUGAAAGAUCAAUACAGAUAUAACGCAAAGCAAGCAGAAUCAAAGUAUAGGGACACUGUAUCUGAGGAAAGAUUUCGUACAAAUGUUGCAUCUUCAAGAGAUCUUACCGGUCCUUCUGGAGCUUUGAAGAGGACGUCUGAGCGUAUUUCUUUGGAGAAACCCAUUCAGAAGGAUGAAAACUAUGUGCGUCAGAUGCCUAAUGAGAGGCCUCGAAGAUCUGAUGCACUGCCAUCUCCCAAGCUUAUUAUAGAGAAAUCUCCCUCCUCAUCAAGUUAUGAUUGUAGAUAUUCAAACAAAUCUACUUUGAGGAGGAGCUUGGAUGUUGAAGAAGUGGGAGGGAGAAGUAUUGGUGCAAAGGACGUUAGGGAUCUUUCUGCUAACGAGGAGAGGAGAAUUCGGGAUUUUCCUUCAGAGAAACCAUCAGUUGAUGAUUUUUCUCAACCAGAUGGAGAUACAUCAUCAGUUAAUAGAUCAGGCCACUUCCUGGGAAACCCAUCAUCUUCUCUUCUUCCGCCACCACCACCUUCACUCAGGACUGUUGUUGGUAGCCCUUCAGUAAUGGAGGAAGAUAGUAGAGGGAAGCUCAAUAACCGCUAUAGGAGGUAUGGUGAUCCCAAUGCUGGGAGGGGACUGGGAAACGCUUGGAAAGGGUUGCCAAGCUGGCCUUCGCCAGUAACAAAUGGUUUCAUUCCAUAUCCACAUGGCCCACCUCCUGGAGGGUUUCAUCCAUUGAUGCAGCAGUUUCCUGCACAUUUCUUUGGGGUUAGACCUGCUAUGGAUUUAAACCAUACGGGUCUUCCAUAUAUUCCUGAUGUGGAUAGGUUUUCCUGCCAUGGGCGUUCAUAUGUGUGGAGGAAUCCGGAUGGGCCAUUCCCUUCUCAUCUGCAAGGAUGGGAUGGAAGUAACAGGGUUUUGGGGGAUGAGGCUCAGAUGUACGGGAUGCCAGAUUGGGAUCAGAACAGGCACCCAUUAGGUAGCCGAGGGUGGGAGACAAAUGCAGAAUUGGGGAAGGGACAAAAAAUCAGCGUUAACAUGGAGCUGCCGUCAGCAGCAUCCCAGAAAGAGGAUCAUCCACAACUAGUCUCAUCAGAAGCAUCUGCCGGACCUUCGGAUCAGCAGCCUCAAAAUGAGAGUAAUCGUCCUGGUUCUUUUCAGGAGGAAAGCAUUGAGGUUAAGGAAUUUAACGCACAUGCAAAAAAUGUCUCUCCUGAAGUUCCCCGGACAAUUCGUAAUGUAGCAGAUGAAGGUGCUCCUCAGUUUUGUGGUGUUUAUCUCUGUAAGCUUGAUACAUCAGUAGAUCUUUGCCAUCCUGAGUUGUAUGAUAAUUGCAUUAGCUUGUUGGAGGACAAAAGUGCUUCUGUCAGUAACGGUACUGAAGAGCAUGAUUAUAUGGAGGAGCGUGUUCAAUCAGGUGUGAGGAUCUCCAAUGUCAUUAAGAGUGCUUCAUUCUUCUCCAAGAUCGAUGAAUCUAUCUUUCAGAGAGCGAUAGGCUUUUACAGGAAGCAGGCUGAUGAGAUGAAAGUCAUACAGCGAUGUACUCUGUUCCCCACAUUGAAAGAUUUGGAAGACCCAACUUAUGUAAGGGAGAAACUAGAGCAAAUUCCAACCACUGAUGAGGAGGAAGAUCUAACUGCUGAAGGGGAGAAUCUCGAGCAUAUUCCUACCAAUGAAGAGGAAGAACUCAAGCUGGUUCCGGCCAUGGAAGCGAAAGUACCUGAGUCGGUUUCAACUACUGAUCAAGUUCAACUUGAACCUGUUCCAUUUAUGAAGCUGGAGAAACUCGAGACUGUUCCAACUAUUGACAAUAGGGAACUCCAGCCGGUUCCAAACACUGGCCAUGAUAUGUUGGAGCCAAUUUCAGCUUCUCCAGAGGAGAAUGUUAAUCUAGUUACAAUUACCGAAGAAGAGAAACCUCAGCCAAGAGGAAGUUGUACGGCUGAUGAAGAAAUGCAAGAACCAGGUUCAGCUUUUGAUUUUGAGAGUUUGGAACCUGGUGUAGCUUCUUCAGCUUCUCUAGAGGAGAAUGUUAAUCUAGUUACAAUUACCGAAGAAGAGAAACCUCAGCCAAGAGGAAGUUGUACGGCUGAUGAAGACAUGCGAGAACCAGGUUCAGCUUUUGAUUUUGAGAGUUUGGAACCUGGUGUAGCUUCUGAUCAAGACAUGAUGGAGCUACUUCCGACUCCCAAGCUGGAUACAUCCGAGAAACAUACACCGAAUCUCAAUCUGGAGAAUCUUGAGGACCAAGUACUGGCCCCCAAACAAGAGAAACGGGAGGUGGCAAUAUCAGAGUCGGUGGAGGAGAUGGGUCCAACAUCUUUUCAGGAUAUAAUGGAAGAGGAACCUUCAACUUGCGACCCGAAUAUGGAGCCAUGUGCAGUUCUUGUUAAAAAAGAACAAGAGCCAGAUACAACUUCAACCCAGGAGACAGCAGAGCCCAUUCUCGAGAAAGCAAAGGAGGAGGAGGUGGUGGUGGUGUCGGAUCGUUCAUCUAUUCAUGGACAAUCUUCAAUGGCUACUACAGAACAUCCAUUCAUCGAAGAGGAGAUCGUUAGGGCAAGCAGCUGCGAAGGAAGUCAUGUUCCAUUGGAACAAAAGUCAUUUACAGAUGCUAAUUGUGGUUCUCCUUCCACAGGGUUUAUUGCUGGUUCUUCAGAGGGUUGUGAGGCAUUGAUGCCAGAGUCCAUUGAAUGUAGGUUAGUAAGUCUAAGUCGGAUACAUAAUUUUUCUGAAAAUACACAUUGAAACCUAUUCAGCUGUGUUCUUAGAAAUCAAUUCUCAUUCAGAACUGUCUGUGCUUCCUUAUUCAUUCAUCUAUUUUGCUGAUGAAAUCACCCAACCAUGUCUGUUGUUUUCCUUUCUGCAAAUCAAAUGGUUUAGU